Molecule: messenger RNA, 2445 nt
Organism: Pocillopora meandrina
Lineage: Eukaryota; Metazoa; Cnidaria; Anthozoa; Scleractinia; Pocilloporidae
Source: the annotation of a GenBank genome assembly
AAAUAUUACAACCCUAGCAUCCUUGCAUGGCCAGAACUUGGUUCUUCUUCCAGGAUUGGAGACGUUCAUUUUGUAAAGGUCACUUCUGCUGAGAGACGUAAGUUUAAUGGACUUGACACUCUGCCUUAUUAUCCAACUGCACUGGGUAAAGUACGAAUGACGCACGAAUCGAGUACAAAUAUCCUGCGAUAUUGUACAAUUGGUUAAACCUGUUUAAUCGGUCGGCUGAGCGUGCAACGCUUCUCUAUCUGCCUCGCUUUUCCUACUCUUAAAGAAAUGCGCUUGAAAUUAACAAAUAUAAAUAUCUUAUUAGAGUAGACUCAUUGUUUGUAGUUUGACUCACCCUCCGAGCUCGUCAAAAUACGGCACAACUCGUAAAAAUACUCAGAGAUACUACACACCAAAAUGUCUAAUAUGAUAUAUUUGUUGUACUAAAUGCAAAGUUACAUUUAUCUAGAAAAAGUGGGUGGGAAGGGAUGGAGGGUUGGAAAGUGCUCAAGGACACCCGACGUUCUGUUGUUUACCAAUAACCCAAGGGCAAGCUAUAUUUGAAGCACAAAGUAAAGGAAACUGCUCAUCGCUAAUCAUUAGAAAGGGUUUGGUGGUCUGACAAGACUUAAAGGAGAGGGGAGGGUUUUGGAGCCCCCUGACCCCCCCUCUCCCCCAGAUUUCCCCUUGUCAACACUUAAAUGAUGGCUUUAGCUUCACAAAAACUGUUUUAACUAUUAAACUAAGUAGAGCUAUCGGGUGCAUACCUUAAUUAUAGUGGGUGAAUUUACAUUUUCUAUUUAGAUUGGCGUGAAGUUUCAGUUGGUGAGGUGGUUGUAGAAAAUACCGUUAAUGUUGUUGCAAAUAAAACUGUUGAAAACGGAUCUGGAGUUGUUAUCGAAAUUGAGCGUCAGUCACCACCAGUCUCUUGUAAUAAUACAAUCGGUUCGGUCACAGUUGACGGCGUGCUGAUAUCUGUACCUGGGAGCUGGAGAAGAAUCAAAUACAAGCAGACGUUCAUGGAAACUCAGAAAUGUUUUGCAAUUUUUGGGAGCGUUCCUAACUGGUGAGAUAUUUACUUAAUCUCUCACAUUUCUCUUGUAAGUAUUAUCCAUCUGGAAAGUCGCGGGAAGGGGAGGGUGGGGAUACUUAGGAUUUAUCAAUUCUAAACCUUGAAAAAGACUUUGAAAAGUCAGUGCGCCAACUUUCUUUCUAUCUAAGGAACUCGCUGUGCAUGGAAUUGUUUCGCGAAUUCAAAUUUCCAUUCCCCAACCCCUCCUUAAAUUAUUGUUUCUUCUAUUGUGUAAGGAAACAUCUGUGUAUUUCAUGAACUUGCGAACUGCAGUUUUGGAAAAGCACUCGGUUUUCUGUCUGUCAACCUCGUUUAUUUCCAACGGCUUCAAUUAGGGGUUUUAAAGCCCUAAGUUAAAGCAAUUAUGACAUCAUCUGGAAAAAAGCAAAAAUAACGCGCCAUAGAGGACUCGAUUUACCUUUUUUGGCGUCAAGUGCAGGAAAACAAGUGUUUCAAAACUUGUAUCAAACUGUAUCGUUACUUAAACAAAGCAGCGACUUUUUUGAUUUCGGCCAAAGGAAAUAUUUGCCCAAGUAACAAUCCUUGGUUAAUUCUUUCAUCACUACAGGGCCUCCGGUAUAUACACUCCCGGUGUUUUGGAAUUUGACUUUGAUUUGGAUGAACUUUGGAAAGAAGAAUAUCUUGGCCCAAAUGGUAAUAAACGCAUCUAAAAAACCUUGUGCGGGAUUUAAAGUUAACUGGUAACGUCAUUUAAGGAAGUGUGCCUCAUGGGCCUGAAAAAAUUUGCUUUAGUGAGUUUUUUCUUUGGUUCUCAGAUUUAAAUUAUGAAAGUGUUCAAAAGUGACGAUGGAACUUCGCCGUGUGAUAUCUAAUAUGAAACUAUUUAAAGCCCUCCCUCCUCACCUCUAUAAGGAAAGGAAUACAGCAGAGCUAAGGCACUGAAAAACCUAUCAAUAACAGGGCUAGUUUGCAUUUGGUGAAUGCUUUACUUGUAGUUAUAUUAUUUGACGACUCUUGUGUCUGCACCUCACUCGACGUUUCCUUUGCACCAAAGUCUCACCGUUGCAUCAAUUUGUUUUGGACAAAAAUAGAUCAUCGUGGUGUGAUCUGUAAGACUGUGCUAAUAUACACAGGAAAAACUUCUGAGUAGAGUUCAGCUAUUGAUGAUAACAAUAAGCAUGCUGGUGAUUAAACACUGUAGUACUACAUUAGAUUUGUCUCCCUGUUAUUUUCAAGGUAAUCAUUUCGAUGGCGUGAAUGCUUUGUGCGGUGAUGAACACUUUUGGAUGGUAAAUAAACCAAAUACUCCGGUAGCCGGAGUCAGUCUGAGACGAAAGAGCGGCGGGGCGAUUGCCGGGAUAUCCACCUUUGGCAAGUGUGGGAUGUUCAAGUUCAAGAUUUCUGAUAUUUGUGUUCUGGACUAA